Trichomycterus rosablanca is the source of this 1126-nucleotide messenger RNA. It is a transcript of the gene pax4, whose product is annotated as paired box 4. The coding region runs from base 96 to 1031 and encodes 311 amino acids. The record is from RefSeq and is a predicted model, not a curated record. Gene Ontology annotation, biological process: regulation of transcription by RNA polymerase II; anatomical structure development. Lineage: Eukaryota; Metazoa; Chordata; Actinopteri; Siluriformes; Trichomycteridae. Gene Ontology annotation, molecular function: DNA-binding transcription factor activity, RNA polymerase II-specific; RNA polymerase II cis-regulatory region sequence-specific DNA binding. The transcript is spliced from 7 exons.
UCCCUGGCUAUAUAAUAACACUUUUAUAGGCAUGUUUCCACUUCUAACUGGUGUUAUACUACAGGUCGUUUUAUCAACACACGAAGCUUACCGGGAUGUGCGGCACAAAUCCAGCUCAGCCAAACGAAGGCAGUCUGAACCAGCUUGGAGGAAGAUUCUUGAAUGGUCGUCCCCUACCUGCACAUAAAAGAAAGCUGAUGAUAGAGCUGGCAUCAGAGGGUGUGCGCCCAUGUGAAAUCUCCAGGAUUCUCAAGGUUUCCAGUGGCUGUGUCAGUAAGAUUCUACACUGGUAUAGGUGCACUGGCCUCUGGGUCCCCAAAGCCACUGGAGGCAGCAGACCGAGGCUUCUCACACCUGAUGUUAUCUCUAAUAUAGUGCGGUACAAACGCAGCAGUCCAACACUAUUCGCAUGGGAGAUUCGCAAGAAGCUCUCGGCAGAGCAAGUGUGUAAAGCUGACAAAGUUCCCAGUGUUUCUUCAAUUAAUCGCAUACUCAAGAAGAUUCAACAUGACGGGAACAUGACUGGAAUGGAAAAACACACACAAGAUGAUACACUUUGUAAUCAAAUAAAUAAGGAGAGGCAGAAUUUGUUUACCCAGGAAAAAAUGAAUCAACAGCCAACAGACAGCAACCCGCAGGACACAUCACAGGUGUGGUGUUCAUACAGACAAGCAAUGAUGACACAGGAACUGAACAAAGGGGAGAGUGGUUGGGCAUCACAUGGGUGGGCAGAGCAACAUUCUUUUGGAAGCAGAACAUCUCCCAUCUCUCUGUCAGCAAAGUGGCAAACUGAGAGAGUGGCACUGCCAGCAUUCAGUCAUUUGGACAGCAGAACCUUAUUUGUUCCUCAGAAAAGAGCGUCUAUUCCAUUGGCUCAAAACACAGGAUAUCACAAUGUCUCAACUGCUCAAUGUGGCUCUAAUACUGGAGCAAGCUUCCCACUGACCCAUCACAGAGAGAAAGAUGAAGACACAUCAUUUUAUUUCACACAACGGAUUCCUCAUCCUUUAUUGACUGGACAAUAUGUUUGAUUGUAAAGUUUUUUAGAGAGCUUCUUUGACGUAACAGACUCGCAGAAUGUACAAGUACUCUUUUGUAACAGUAGAGGGCACCAAAGCAAAUAAAU